This is a messenger RNA of Cetraspora pellucida, 342 nucleotides long. The record is from the annotation of a GenBank genome assembly. Lineage: Eukaryota; Fungi; Glomeromycota; Glomeromycetes; Diversisporales; Gigasporaceae.
AUGACAAGUAAUACUAAUAAUAAUACUGAUCCAAGUGAAAAAUUUCCUCAAUUAUAUGAGAGUAAGAAAACGAAAGAACUUGCUGAUUUAUAUGAAUUGUUAUUAGAAUUAGUAAGGGAUUUAAUACCUAUACAGAUGAAACUUGGUAUAGAUAUCAAUCCUAUUUUAGAAGCAGAACUUAGAAGGAAUAAAGCCUCUUCAGAUAAACCAAUUAGAUUAUUUGAUUUGCUUUUAUGCUUAGAAGACGAUAUAGCAACAAUUCAGAAAAAACUUAGUAUUGUCAGUUAUACUAAUCAAGAAAUGGCAGAAGAAGCUAAUAAAAAUGCGAGAGUGUACCUUUGA